Lachnellula hyalina is the source of this 1119-nucleotide messenger RNA. RefSeq lists its product as uncharacterized. Bases 1 to 1119 code for a protein of 372 amino acids. The transcript has 5 exons. Lineage: Eukaryota; Fungi; Ascomycota; Leotiomycetes; Helotiales; Lachnaceae. The record is from RefSeq and is a predicted model, not a curated record.
AUGGCUUCCAAUCACCCUCUACCGACUUCGCCAGGACAGCAGAAACCUGGACGAGAGCGAGCAAAGUCAAGCUUCAGUUUCCAUUCACAUAAGAGCAGCGGGAGUAACAAUAAGAUCGAUUUGCACGAAACACACCAAGAGAAAGAUUCUAAGAGAAUCCAUUCAAAAGCUGAUCCAUCUAUGGCACUCGCAGAAGCCGAGCCAUCUGCGGUUGCAAAUAGUGUACAAACUUCAUUGCUACCUAUUCGAUCCAUUCAACACCGAGAUGCACAAGGCAAUCCCAUCGCCGAUCCUGAUCGAUCGAAUCCUACACGCAGUCGGUGGGAGAGACCUCUUGAUACUAUCCGCGCCUUUGAGGCAGCCAUAGAUGGCAACUACUCGCGAAAAUCAGACAUUCAGACGGAUUCUGCGGAUACAGCCUCAGUGUACAAUCGUCGGAGCAGUUACUAUGGAGGUACCCAAGUAACCCAGAACGAAAGACCUCAAUAUCCUCAGAACAGUUACUAUGGACGUUCACAGUCUUACAGGCCCGAAAGUACCUAUAACGAUAGGCACAAUGGGGUGGCUAGAUCAGAAAGUCAUUACAAUGGUGGGGACAAUGCGACAGGACCAAGCAAUGGAUACCAUCCUAACAGGGCUCGAUACCCUAGAACAGCUUCCGAGCCCCAUUUUAAUAAUGGCCAGGGAGGAGUUUAUCCCGCGCCUGGAAAUCAGCCAUCGUACGAGACAGUGACCACAGCUUCAGGAAGUGGUGGUAGCUCAGCAGACCCGGCAGGAUACAUGACCGAUCCGAGCAGCGAGAAUAGCUCGAUGGAUCGAGUUGCGCCUCUUCCACACAAAGAUGUUGAGACUUAUGGAUUUAAUGGAUUUGGAAACACACCGCAAUAUGCAUCUCCUGGGUCCGGUUUAGACCAGCGGCAAGGUCCAACUGGUGCUGCUCGACAAGGGAAUGGAUAUCAGCACCAAGGGCCGCCUCCACCUAGUAAAGAAGGUAUCGCACCAAGAGCACCAAUAAAACUUGGUGAAUCAAAUGGAAAUGCUACACCACAACCAGCUGAGAUACCCGCAGCUGCAAACGAGAAGCGCAAAUCGUGGUUUGGAAGGAAAUUUGGGAAAUAA